AUGAGAGAGCAUUUAAAUAAGAAAGUGCAAAGAGGGAGGGGCUUGAGAAAUGAAACUGCCGUCUCUGUCACAGAUUUGAAGGUGGGUCCCAGACCAAAGACCUUGAUAGUGCUCAUAAUUGAGUUUGGUUACGAGGCUAAUAUGGGUAUAAAAAGACUUUGGAUUGCAAGCCGCGAUGGAGGCAAACUCCCUUUGCACCUCCCGGCUGAUGGUCGAGGGACAAGGGAAUUCAACACGGUUCAUCCAAAAGAGGACAAGCUAUACAUUCCACACGGUUUAGCAAAAUAG
This is a messenger RNA of Dovyalis caffra, 288 nucleotides long. NCBI's taxonomy places the organism in Eukaryota, Viridiplantae, Streptophyta, Magnoliopsida, Malpighiales, Salicaceae. The record is from the annotation of a GenBank genome assembly.